Messenger RNA from Anastrepha obliqua, 2301 nucleotides. It is a transcript of the gene SmydA-4, whose product is annotated as SET domain-containing protein SmydA-8. Gene Ontology annotation, molecular function: protein binding. The transcript is spliced from 8 exons. NCBI's taxonomy places the organism in Eukaryota, Metazoa, Arthropoda, Insecta, Diptera, Tephritidae. The record is from RefSeq and is a predicted model, not a curated record. Bases 247 to 1857 code for a protein of 536 amino acids.
GAAAUUUCUGAAAAUGAAGAAAAAUGACGAAGAUGAAUAAUUCGUUUGAGUUGCGUUGAAAUCGGGUGGCUGUUUGGGACAAUCACGAAAUAUGCGGUGACCAGUUGCAUGCGGAAAGGCUGUGCGAGACAUGGCAUUUGUCUACGAAAUGAGAUUUGUGCGAUUUGAAGAGUGAAACGCUGUGGCCGUAAUCGAAGUGAAAUUUCAAUUCGAAUUUGAGGAAUUUCAGGAAUUUUCAAGUGCAAAAUGCCGGCAAGAAAGCAAAAAAACAAAAAGAAACAUAAUCAUCAGCAACAACAACAACAGCAACAGAAACCACACCAACAAGCCAGCGUUGCAGAUUCUCCAGCUAUUGUGGAUCAGCAAUUUGAGUGCCGCGAUUUGCCAACCAAGCAGAUUCCUUAUAGAAUUGAAAAAUCAUCAAUAUUGGGUCGCUACUUGGUGGCGAAUCGCGACUUAAAUGCAGGUGAAUUGCUCAUUACAGAGGCGCCUUUGGCAAUAGGGCCUUGUGUUUCAGCCGAUGCAGUGUGCUUGGGUUGCUAUAUGCCCGUGGAGCUGCAAUCAUCGCAAUACCGUUGCGCGGGUUGCAAAUGGCCCAUGUGCGGACCCCAAUGCCGUGGCCUACAUCAACCCACCGGCCACACAGUCCAGGAAUGCGAGUUACUAUGCAAACACAAUAUCGGCACAGCACUCAGCGCCGCCUAUGGCCAAGUCGAUUUGGUGAAGAACUACUAUGAGCUCAUCCUAAUUGCGCGCAUUUUGCUAUACAAGCAAACGGCACCGGACAAAUAUGCCGACAUAUUACAAAUGGAAUCUCACACCGAGCUACGCAAAGCUAAUAGCGAAUUGUGGCAACACUAUGAGGAAAAUGUGGUGCAGCGGUUGCAACGCGACUGGGGCAUGUGCGCAGUGAGCGCCGCUGAGAUACAUACCAUUUGUGGUAUUUUGGAUGUGAAUUGUUUCGAAAUCGGACAGAAUUCGGCAAAGGCGCGCAGUUUGUACAAGAGCGCAUUUUUGCUAGCACACGAUUGUUGCCCCAAUACCGCACAUACCGAUGAUCCGCAAACGUAUGCGAUAAUUUUGCGUACAUCACGGCCCAUACGAAAGGAUGAAGGCAUUACAUUGAGCUAUGCGUACACGCUGCAGGGUACCUUAAAGCGGCGCGAGUUCAUGCAUGCAGGGAAAUUAUUUUGGUGUUGCUGUCAACGUUGCACCGACCCCAAGGAGUUAGGCACGGAUUGCAGUGCAUUGGUAUGCCCAGAUUGCAAAAGCGGAUCAGUGCGAUCAGUUGAGCCACUGAAUGAGGCAGCUGAAUGGAAAUGUGAUCAGUGUGACUAUAAGUUACAGGUUAAGGAAAUUGUGAAAUUACUAGAUGUAAUUAAUAUGAAUUUGGAGUCUAUAGAUGCUCAUAACAUACCCGGAUUGGAAGCUUUCCUGAAAAAGUACGAGCGUGUGCUUGGACGCAAUCACUAUUUGCUUCUCUCUGCCAAGUAUUCACUCUGUCAAAUCUAUGGCCGUACCGAAGGCUAUCUGCUGAACACAAUGCCACUUAAAGAUUUGGAGAAGAAGGAAAAUUAUUGUCGCGAUUUUUUGCGUAUAAUCGACAUUUUAGAACCGGGACUAACUCGAUUGAGGGGUCUCAUCUUGUAUGAGCUGCAUGGUGCCAUAAUGAUGCGUUCACAGCGACAGAUGUUCGCUAAUGAGAUAAGUGAGGCGGCUUUCAAGCGCAAUAUUAAGGAAGUUAUCAAAUGUUUGCAAGAGAGUCGAGAUAUUCUGCAAUUGGAACCUUUGGGAUCGAAUGAGUAUGAAAUGGGUGCAGCUGCGGCCAAUGCGUUGAUGCAAAUGGGUGUUCAAUGAAUGUGAUGACUAAAAGGUCUAUUCACGCUCGCCAAUGUAUAUAUGUAUAUAUAUUAAAGUACGCUGUUUUUGAAAUAAUUUCCCUUUCUUCAACUGUUGGCGGGCUCAGUUCUUGUGUGGUGAUGGUGACUAAUAUAUCAAACUCGUUUCAUCAGAAAUCAUUAAACCACUACAAGCGCAGAUGCACACACACACACACACACACACACACACACACACACACACACACACACACACACACACACGCCCACACACAUACACAACCACACACCAUUAUUCCAUUAUAAGACAGAUCGUUCUCAACAUUUACCUCACCAUUGAAAUGCAUGCAUUCAUAGCUCACUAUUAAAUCGCCAUUUGAAUAACAAAAUUUUGUUAUCAUUAUAAUGAAAGUGUUUCCAUCUUGUCACUUUACAAUAAAAUCAUUUAUUACACUUUUGCUAA